UGCUCUAAACAGAUUACGUUACACCCGGAAGUUGUGGUUUCAUCAGUCAGGUAAAUUUAGCUAUUUUUUUUGCCCAGGAUAUGAUUCAAAUGAGCAUUUAUAACUGACUACACACCACGACGUCUGAAGGAUUUGGUGGACGAAUACCAACGAUGAAGGGAUUGCUUCAAAUCGUUUUGCUUUUCCUCUCUGUAGCUCACAUCAGAAGUUGGAAUGACGCUCCAGGUAGUGUUUUGCUCCGAGACGUGCAGGUACUCACCCUGUAUAAGGGCAAGUACACCACUGCCAGACGCAGUAGCCCUGUACCUCAGCUGCAGUGUGUUGGAGGCUCAGCCGGCUGUGGAUCCUUCAUUCCUGAAGUGGUUCAAUGCAAAAACAAAGGCUGGGACGGAGUCGACGCACAGUGGGAGUGCAAAACGGACAUGGACAACGCCUACAAAUUUGGACGGAUAGAGGUCAGCUGUGAGGGAUUCAACCAUCCAGAUGACGCCUACAUACUGAAGGGCUCGUGUGGACUGGAGUACUCACUGGAGCUGACUGAGGAAGGCCAUAGGAGGCACAAGGGGGGCUCACACGGCUCAACAGGUGGCUUCAGUGACUUCGCUUCCAGCUUCUUCAAGGGUUCCUCAGACAAUAACAACCAGCAUCACCAUAGCAACAACAGACAACAGAGUUCUACAGGGGAGGGAGAUUCCAGCGGGUUGUUGGUAGUCGCUCUGCUCUUGUUUCUGGCCUAUGGUGUGUACAAGCUUUUCCUGAGUGGACCGACGAAUCUAGGACAAAACGGGCAGUUCCCUGAUAACGGCUCCAAUACCCACAAUCCCAAUGGGCCACCACCUCCUGGAUUCAAGCCAGACUUCACAGGUUCCUCUUCAGGUUACCCAGGUGCUUCCGGGUUCCCAGGUGCUUCUGGGUUCCCUGGUUCUGCUGGAGGAUAUGCUGGUUCUGCUGGCUACGGUGCCAACCCUGGGUACGGGUUCCGCAGUGACUACAGCGGACAGCAGCAGCAGCACUUUGCAGGAGCAGGGGCCCGUGCUGCUGGAGGAACAGGGAAUGGAUUCUGGACUGGGAUGGGGACUGGAGGAGUCCUCGGUUAUCUGUUUGGGAGCCAAAGACGCCAGACGCCGUACACAAACACCCACUCAAACUACUCUGCGCCCAGGACACCACCGACCCCAGCCCCUAGCACCGGAACACGCGCUGCUUCAGGCUUUGGAGGUACCAAGAGAAGAUAGAUGGGCAGGAGGCCAUUGGCAGCUUUCCAUGAUGUCAGAAGAACAGCAAGUGAUGUCAUCAGGGAUCUGGGACAAGCAUAGGUGACGGUCUGUACUUAAAUUGGUGUGGUUGAUGUGGAAUUGUGAAUAUCACACUGAUUGAUAUGUCAAGAAAGAUUGGAAUGACUCAAGAACUCUUAAAUGUUCAGUCUGCGGGAUAGGACUGUAUAAUUGUUUUAGAAAAUAAUACCACUAACAGUUGAUACCUUACCCGUAUGGUCCUUAAAACCAUAGGAACAUUUGCAGUUUAACUUGUUUUAUUUUGCGUUUGAAUUUAAUGCAAAUUAUAUUUCCUUUUUUUAAAUCUGUGAAUUUCUAAAAUUCCUUCAGAAGGAAUUAUGUAUAUGCAUUUUUUCUGGUUUAUUCAUCAGAUUGCUGUGAAUGUGUUCUUCAGUGGCAGUGUAAUACCAGUACAGUCACAUUUUGUUGCUAUUGAAAUUGUAGGAUUGCUGAAUUUCUCAGCUGGUCGUAUGUAUAAGGCUUUUCUUUCUCGUAUAAAAACAAACAAAACAGAAAA
Messenger RNA from Coregonus clupeaformis (lake whitefish), 1791 nucleotides. It is a transcript of the gene saraf, whose product is annotated as store-operated calcium entry-associated regulatory factor. The coding region runs from base 153 to 1235 and encodes 360 amino acids. The transcript is spliced from 7 exons. Gene Ontology annotation, cellular component: endoplasmic reticulum membrane. The record is from RefSeq and is a predicted model, not a curated record. Gene Ontology annotation, biological process: regulation of store-operated calcium entry. NCBI's taxonomy places the organism in Eukaryota, Metazoa, Chordata, Actinopteri, Salmoniformes, Salmonidae.